CUAAGGUCCAAUUAUGAUUCUAAGAUUAUGGUUAAACAGUAAAAAUACACCAAUUAACAAAAAAAAAAAAAAAACAAAGCUUUCGAGCGGCGAUAAUUAUCGGUGAAGUUAAUACUCGAAAAAACAACGAAACUGUACUUACUAAUUGACAAAAACAACAAAGGAAGCGUGUUGAGUUCAGGUCAUUACACGGAAGAGGAACAGGAACUUGUCUCUCUCAAUCUCCCAGAUAGCUGUAUCAGUUCCUAUCUCCCGGUUCGGUUGUUGUGAUAUCUAUACAUCUCUUGAACGAAUCAUAUUCCUCUAUGGCGGAAAUGCUAGAAAAGGAUGUUUUUUUCAAGGUUGAAGAUAUUGUUCAGACGCCUUUACCUGGCUAUGUAGCUCCAACAGCAGUUAGUUUCAGCCCUGAUGACUCUCUGAUCACUUACUUGUUUAGUCCUGAAGAGAAUUUGAAUAGGAGAGUGUACGGUUUUGAUGUUGAAAAAGGAGAAUCUAGUCUUGUUUUUAGUCCUCUUGACGGUGGUGUUGAUGAGAGCAACAUCUCACCGGAGGAGAAGUUGAGAAGAGAGAGGCUACGGGAGCGUGGUUUAGGAGUAACUCGGUAUGAAUGGGUUAAGACUAAUUUGAAGAUGAAGUUCAUUGUUGUGCCUUUACCUGCUGGGGUGUAUAUGAAGGAUCUUUGUUCAUCACCAAAUCCGGAGCUUAUAGUUCCAAGCUCACCCACUUCUCCAAUCAUUGAUCCUCGUUUAUCUCCUAAUGGAUUACUCCUUGCGUAUGUAAGAGACUCUGAGUUGCAUGUCCUUAAUCUGUUGAAAAACCAGACACAACAGCUAACAAACGGUGCUAAUGGAACUACUCUGACUCAUGGUCUUGCUGAGUACAUAGCUCAGGAAGAGAUGGAUCGGAGGAACGGGUACUGGUGGUCAUUAGAUAGCAAGUUUAUCGCCUACACAGAAGUUGACUCCUCACAGAUACCUUUGUUCAGAAUCAUGCAUCAAGGGAAAAGCUCUGUUGGUGCAGAUGCACAAGAAGAUCAUGCUUAUCCUUUUGCAGGAGCUCUCAACUCCACCGUCCGUCUUGGUGUAGUCUCUUCAUCUGGUGGUGGGAAGACUACUUGGAUGGAUCUUGUAUGCGGAGGAAGAAACAAUAGUGAGGAUGAGUAUCUUGGUAGAGUUAACUGGAUGCCAGGGAAUGUUCUCACGGUGCAAGUUUUAAACAGGUCGCAGAAGAAACUCAAGAUUAUUAGCUUUGAUAUAAAGACUGGUCAAGGAAACAUACUUUUAACUGAAGAGUCUGAUACUUGGGUGAGUUUACAUGACUGUUUCACUCCUUUAGAGAACGUCCCUUCUAGGUCUUCAGGAGGAUUCAUUUGGGCUAGUGAGAGGACAGGUUUCAGACAUUUGUAUCUUUAUGACUCUGAUGGGACUUGUCUUGGAGCUAUUACUAGUGGUGAAUGGAUGGUUGAGCAAAUAGCAGGAGUCAAUGAAGCCAUGUGUCUUGUUUACUUCACUGCAACUCUAGAUGGAGCGCUUGAGACUAAUCUUUACUGCACAAAGUUGGAUGCAUCUCGGUCUCAACCGAUGAGGCUUACACAUGGGAAAGGGAAACAUAUCGUUGUGCUAGAUCACCAGAUGAAGAACUUUGUGGACGUUCAUGACUCAGUUGAUUCUCCUCCACGUGUUACUCUUUGCUCUUUAAGCGAUGGGAGUGUACUCAAGAUACUCUACGAGCAGACAUCUCCGUUACCGUUAGUGAAACGCCUUGAACUUGAGGCUCCUGAGUUUGUUCAAAUACAAGCAAAUGAUGGAGAGACAAAGCUCUACGGUGCUGUUUACAAACCUGAUAGUUUGAAGUUUGGUCCUCCUCCGUAUAAGACGAUGAUCAAUGUCUAUGGAGGUCCUAGUGUUCAGCUGGUGCAAGAUUCUUGGAUUAAUACAGUUGACAUGAGGACACAGUACUUGAGAAGCAGAGGUGUCUUAGUUUUCAAGCUUGAUAAUAGAGGAACAGCACGGCGCGGUCUGAAAUUUGAAUCUUGGAUCAAACACAACUGUGGAAACGUUGAUGCAGAGGACCAAGUAACCGGAGCCAAGUGGCUAAUCCAACAAGGACUAGCUAAACCGGAUCACAUUGGAGUAUACGGUUGGAGUUACGGUGGUUACCUCUCAGCUACACUCUUGACUAAGUACCCUGAGAUAUUUAAAUGCGCUGUCUCUGGUGCUCCUGUGACUUCUUGGGACGGGUACGACACGUUCUACACGGAGAAGUACAUGGACCUUCCUGAUGAUGACUUGUACGUGAAGAGCUCGGUGAUGAAGCAUGUGGGGAACUUGAGGGAUGAGCAGAAGCUGAUGUUGGUGCAUGGGAUGAUGGAUGAGAAUGUGCAUUUUAGGCACACGGGUAGGCUUGUGAAUGCGCUUGUUGAAGCAGGGAAGAGGUAUGAGUUGUUGAUAUUUCCUGAUGAGAGGCAUAUGCCUAGGAAGGUGAAGGACCGUGUUUAUAUGGAACAGAGGAUUUGGGAGUUUAUUGACAAGAGCUUGUGAAAGGUAUGUGUAUAACUUUCACAAACUUUUUCUGUUUUUUAUUUUUCAAGAUCAAGUUAUCUCUCUCAUGCCUAUUGAAUUAGUUAUAAAUUUCAUUUUGUUAUCAUGAUUCAUAUACUUUUAAUAAUGGUUUAAUUCUUUAGUAAUAUUUCUUUUAUAUGUCUAUUCUCUUCUUUAUAACCUAAUCUAAGGUCUGGUUCCGGU
Messenger RNA from Eruca vesicaria subsp. sativa (arugula), 2744 nucleotides. Lineage: Eukaryota; Viridiplantae; Streptophyta; Magnoliopsida; Brassicales; Brassicaceae. The record is from the annotation of a GenBank genome assembly.